This is a messenger RNA of Amoebophrya sp. A120, 9775 nucleotides long. The record is from the annotation of a GenBank genome assembly. Lineage: Eukaryota; Dinophyceae; Syndiniales; Amoebophryaceae.
UGACCCGAUCUUUCUAUCCCCUACUUUCAACAACGAAGAACUUUAAAAACGUAAACGAAAAACGAAAAACUUUGACUUUUGACCCUCUUCUCACCAUAUCAUUCUCAGCUACGGACGGUAGCUCGUUUUAUGGACUUUCACAACAACAACAAAAAAUCGAACAACAAAAUCACUCAGCAGGAGCACUCGUACCAACACGAAGUUCGCAACAAUUUGAAAAAUCACGCGCGAAGAGGUGUGCAACAAACUCAACUUUGGCGACCAACCACACUCGCGAUUCUGACGCCAACGCGGAAGAAAACAAGUGAAGUGUUUACUUACGCACGUUCGCUGCGACAAACACGAAGAUUCGAGCUGCCACAAGAACCGUAGCUUUUUCGUCAGAACAAGAGAUCCAUUCCAGACAGCACGUCGAGCCGAAAAGUCUCGCACCUGCACAGCCUGCUCGUCCAGAUCGAGUAGACCGACCAUGUCGACCAUCAAGUAUGAAUUGUAAAAGUGUCUGGGUCUGGAAGAUUGCAACUUGUCAUGGUAAAUCUGAAGCAUGCAAAAAUCUGUGUGGCAUGAGUGCCAAAAGCUGUACACUUUUCACCAAGUUGGAAAGGAGUUUCUCAUGCAGGAUAGGCAUGGAAGAGACCUCGGCGUCGGCCUCGCAGAGUCUGUCAUGCUAAGUGCCGCAUUCCAGACCUUAUGGGUCAUGGAAAAGCUGCGUGAGAAGUCUAUAACUUUCCAGACCCAGACAUAUUCGCAUUUGAUAUCCGAAGCGGCGUCACGACGUUCCUCGCCGCCGGCGCGGCGUCCUCGCUAACGGCCGGCGUGGCCGCGGUGAAGACGAUUCAGCACCAGCAGAUUGACCAGGGAGGGGAUUCGCAGGUCGACACCACGGCAGACCGUCGCCAGGAGGGGCUUCUCAAAAUUACGGAAGCCGGGGGUUUCCUCGGCUUCCGCCCGGCGAGCAACGACGGGAACGCUGGUUUUAUCAAAGGAGAAAGACGGACUCGCUCCUCUGAUUUUUCCACUACAUGUCGCACCGAGGAAACUAAGUAAAUGUGAACUCUUAAUAUGCCGGCAUUGAUUGUAGUUGCUUUCGAAAUCUCAUGGUGUACUGUAUUUCGACGUUUUCGGGGUGGAUAUGUGGAUAUUGAAGAUGAGACAGAUGAGCAAAUUAAUAGUAAUUCAAUGUCGUUUUAUGAUCACAGUCAUAUCCUUUCUGUCGCAAAACGUCGCAGUGCGUGUCAGCAUUGCGUUUUAUCAACAGAACACGACAACGUACUUAAUCUUCCUCGUGAGGUGGUGUUGCUGUAGUGGUCCUUUCCAUUUGAUACGCGCAGUUGCGCCCAGCAGCGCGUCGACGGGGCAAGAAGAUGACCUGCUGAAACGGGAAGCGACAUCCGGCGAACAACAUUCUUUGCCUGAGGUCGGUGGACCGGACCACGACUUCCACGAGGAAGUACCGGAUGCUGAUGCAUUUCUGCAGCGGAUCAAUGCGGACACAGCCAAAAUCCAAAUGGAACCUCCUAUGACAUAAAAGUCUUUCUUAGUUUACCAUCAUCCCGGACACAGUGCAGCAACGGAUUGCGAAGGAAAGCCUAUCAUGUAUGAUUAUCAGCUCCUGCAAGAGUGCGACUUAUUUUUUUAUUGUACACUACUUGCUCUUGCACUUGCUGAGAAAACGAGGACAAGAAUAGGACAGUAGUGCCAAGCAGCAUGGAACGCUUUGAAAUGUUAAUAAAUGCGGUUGAUCAUGCGGAGGCUCUUCACUAUGUUGAUUUGAUUGCUUUUGCAUUUGAUUGCUUUUGCUUCAUCACAACUUCUUUGUAGACAUCGUCCUUGAUGCCAUCGGAGACACGCCCCAGCAGAGCGCGCGUUUCUCUUUCUCGAUUACGCUCAGUUGCUUUAGAGUAAAGGCCUCGGCUACAAUUCACGUGUUGCAUUCGCGACAACCGAAACCAAAAGCCAAAGAAAAUCAUCUUCGUAAAAUAUGGCUAGGCCCCCCGGCUGGCGGGGGCGGGGUAAUUUUUUUUCAGGCACUAGUACUAGUGGCACAACACGUAGCGCGCUUGCUCGAUGGUAAUGAUGACGAAGGCCGCGGCCCGCGAAUACAUGAUAAAUGAAUAAGUGGCAUUUAAUUAAUAUGAUUUCGAAGCCCUCGUCCUCUCCGCGUCCGCGGGUCCAGGUCCUGGGGAUGGAUGGUACAUGUUUUCAACACGAUACGAACGCAACACGAUACGAAGAUGUACCGGGAAGCUGGAAAAGCAUGGGCAAGGUUUUUGGACGACCGCAAAGAUUCUGUCUGCAACGAGUUUCGUCCCCACGAACUAAGCGAACAAGAGCAAGAGGAAAAGCGCGAGCUCGCGUCAGUUUUGAAUGAGGCGAAACAGGCACAGCAGCGUUUCGACACUACGAAGAAGCAACAGGAACAAGGCUACUUUUGGUCCUUGCUCGGUUGGUUAGAUCCUGGCCCAGUGCUGGAGGUCGCUGAAAAAGCCUUCACGGGGCAGGGUGUGUGUGCGCGAUCGAUCGACGACAAUGACCAAUGCAAACCUUUUGUGGGCUUACUGGGCGCUCUUGAAGACAACUACUACCUCGAAACUGCGGACAAAAAAAUUGUCUGCAACUGCGCAAACCAUGACGGCAUGCCCGUCACCGAUGCCCGUGCCUUUUGUGCAGAGACGGAUUCGCUCUGGGACACUUUGAUCAACUAUCUUCCGUCCUAUCCCACUUAUCGCUUCAAGGUGCAAGCGGUGAUUCCCACUGCAGAGCAGCUCGGCAGAAACUGCGUCGCGUGGCUCCAAAAGCAAGUGGAGGUCGCGCCUUCCACUGACACGGUGAUGAGUGACAUACUGACGCAUCUCGGAGCCGGUGCUUUCAAGAAGACACAUGAUGCCAGCGGAAAACGAGAGUGGAAAGAUCUUGUCCAGGUCCCUCCUCGUUUAUGCAACGGCGUCGCAGGCGUGGUCAGAUUCGGAACAUAGAUUUGCAGAAGCAAUGUUUACUUUUCACAGCUGUUUCAUCGGUCACGAAAUAGGGUUUGGGUAGUGUUAGAACUACUUUUUAUUACAUCACUUGACCAAGCCUCUUGAGCUGCAUUCAUAAAUAAUUGGAUAUUUUUAACAAAUACCAAAAUGUUCUUGCAGGGGGACACGGACAGGCAUCGCGGAAAAGGGCUAGCUGAGUGGUGGAGCUCCCGUCAUUUACCUACAUUGAGAAGCCAAAGAACCAUGAGAAGUACACUCGUCAGGCAUCUGCAUUGCAAGCGUCUGCAAUUGUGUCACGAGAUGUUUUCAUGUCAUCAGAUUAUAGCAUGGUGAGAAACCUGUCCGUGGUUCAGUCCCUGCAAGAAACGAAGAACAGGCCUCUGUUUAUAGGCAUGCGAGUGUAAAAACGUAAACCUUGCUGCUGCGUUUCGGUCUCCACGAUAGCGACGGUUGUGCACUCGAUACUAUUUGGACGAUACACAGCACGACCCACUUUUGCAGGCGUUCCGCGAGGGUGUGCGUUGGGUCAUCGGUGGUGCUGAUGCGCUGGAAGUGCAGAAAGUCGUGGCAACCGCGCUUUUUCUGCAGAACAUUGAUGAUGAAUCUCGCAACUCCGGAAAAUGGGACCCGAAGCACCUUGCUCUGGUCUGCGAGGUUCGUUUCUUUACCAACUACUUGUUGCGAAGAUGUCAUCAUCCUUUUUAUCAGUAUGAUCGUCAGCACUUCGUCUUGAUCUUUGGCACCGGCACCGCUCGCUGUCGCUAUCUGUUCCUUCUCAUCCCUGGCCACGAACUUCUCUUUAUUUUACCGCGCGUUAUGUGCAGCAUGCGAUCCGAGUAGCGACUCGAUUAAACCACCCUCCGUAUUGGACUACUCAUAUUGUAACGCACAAGCAGAAAGUGUCUAAGUACACGAGCCGGCACUUUCCUCUUUUUACCUGUUUGAAAUGUGUCGUAAGCGCGCGCCAUACUAAUUUUUCACUUUUUUGGAACAGGGCAUCGCCGGCGAGUACGACAUCGAUUGGGCGAAUCAUAUAGAUGCUUCUUUCUUUUCGCAACAUAGUCAAUAAAUCCUUUCCAGGAGGGCGCGGUCGUCGUCAGCAAAGACGCAGACGAGGCAACGCAGCUCGACAGAGACUUUAAAGAAGCUAUUGCGAAAACGAACGCCCCGGAUUUUAUCUCCAUGGCUGAUGAAGAAGUAAGAAUAUUAACAUAAACAACAUUGCUUAUUUAAUUCAGUUUCAGAUUACAUUAACAUAACUAUGUUGACACACAGUGCUCCAAUAUGACAUUUGGCCGCGACGGGCUCCAAAGCCAACCAAAAACCCCAUUUCUCUAUAUUGUCGCUUUGUUAUAUUGCCAGGCUGCAUAGAUAUUGCUCGCGACAGCCUAGCGGUCGAAAAUUGACCCUGCCCGAAACGCUGUCUGCCGGGUGUUGUGGCCAUGAGUCUGGGGCGCGCAUGCUAUUGCGCCCACUUUGGCCGCAUCGCGCAGGCGCCCGCUGCGCACCUCUUCCGCUGUCUUGUUUGUUGGAAGAGUUUUUUUCUGGAACCCAGCCCUAAUUGGAUCGAUUGGAAUUACGAGCAUGGUCUUGACGGACACCAGAGAAGAUUGCUUAUUACGCAACACAUCGCAGGAGGCCAUGGCCAAAGCAGCUGCCGCAGCUACGAAAAUCCAGAGGAGGGUGCGUAUGACAGUGCACAACUCCCCCUCCCCCUCAUUUGGACAGCGUCCACAGCAACACAAGCUCCGGCAAAUGUGCAGCUUUUGCGUCACAGAUUGGCGGUCGAUUCUAGCGCUGUUUCGGCUUCCGAAACUUGUCAUGCAAACAGUGCCAAGACGCAAGGCAACGGGUAGACUUGGCAUUUUGCAUGACGAAUGAGGGAGGGAGUUGUUCACUCUCAUAAUGCGGGCCAAAAAGGCCAGGCAGGAGUUGGCGGAAAGAAAAGCACAGGUAGUUGCGGAAGGGUCGUCAUGUGACGUAGACGUGAUUGUAGUUGUUUGUUGCAAAUGAUUUUCUGAACCGAGCUAAAUUGUUUGGAAUUAUGAGCAUUUUCUUGACGGACGCCAGAGAAGAUUGCUUAUUUACGCAACACACCGCAGGCGCAGGCCAAAGCAGAAGACGCAGCUGCAACGAAAAUCCAGUCGCAGGCGCAUAUGAGAGUGCACAACUCUCCCUCUCCCCCAUUUGGAUAGCAUCCACAGCAACACAAGCUCCGGCAAAUAUGCAGCUUUCGCAUCACAAAUCGGCGGUCGAUUCUAGCUCUGUUUCGGCUUCCGAAACUUGUCAUGUAAACUGUGCCAAGACGCAAGGCAACGGGUAGACUUGGCAUUUUGCAUGACGAAUGAGGGGGAGGGGGAGUUGUUCACUCUCAUAACCCGGGCCUACCAGCGGGCCGAAAAGGUAGUUGCGGGGGUGUCAUCAUGUGACGUAGACGUGAUUGUAGUUGUUUGCUGCAAGAAAUUUUUUACUGGAACCCAACUGAAAUUGCAAUUGGAACAAUUGAUGAGCAUCCUCUUGACGGACACCAGAGAAGCAGAAAAAAUUAAACUCCACACCGACAAACUUUAGUUCUCCAGUACGCUGGUUGUCCAUCCCACCGAAGCUCCAUGAUCUUUUCUUUGCUUUCUAUCUUAGAAGAACAUAACAAAGAACUUUGCCGAUCGUCUCAUAUUGUGAGGCGAUGGUGUUGGUGCAGCAUCCGAGUAGUGACUCGAUUAAGUAGACUACCGCCCGCGCCCGCAUUGGGCUAUUUUCUAACGCAUAAGCAGAAGGUGAAAGAGUGUAAGUACACGAGCCGGCACUUUCCUCUUUUUACCUGUUUGAGAUGUGUCGUAAGCCUGCGCCAUACUAAUUUUUCACUUUUUUGGAACAGGCCAUCGCCGACGAGUACGACGUCGAUUGGGACACGUUUCAAUACGAAGGCGAAUCCGUCGGGGACGAGCGUGGGAAAGAGGUAUCACGUGACUGAGUUGAAGCAGCGACGCAAUUUAAAAAAUUUUUUUUCCUUGAUUAUUGACAUUGAUUGUUCUUCCUCGCUCUUGCGCUGGGUGAUCCGUCUCCAAUCAAGAGUGGGUCUGCUGGUCGAGCCCUAGCCCCAGAGCCCUUCCUGCACGAAGUGCAGGCGUGGGGUCGCGUGGCGCCCUCCGCCAGACCCAAAAAACAGGGCUAAGUGCCGCGGCUCUGUUGCUUGCUGGACCGCCCGGAACUCAGGCAGAGUCAGUGCUAGCUACGGUGCGCGUUUUGCCGCCCCCCCGAACGACGUCGAUUCUGGCAGGGAGCCGGGGUCCUCUGGUCGGAAUCUGAGCCACACCCACCCAAGUCCACAAAAACCUAGCCUCGCAUUGAAGGCGUCCGCGCUUGAAGGAAGCAGCCGCGCCCCCAUGGUAUAGGUUGGAUGUCUGCUGGAAACUGGGUUCGCAGUUUGCCUUGCCGGAGGAGGGAGGGGCGCGCAGCAGCGUGCCAAAGGACGCACUAGCUGGCUACUUAUUGCCGUCUUGUCAGGCCUCACUUGCGCCAUCAGAUGUGCAUCAUUGGCGUCGGCCGUAAAGAGAAAAGCCUACGGAAAAAUUGGGCGAAGCUUUAUACUGUAGCGGCCGCUCCGGCGCGAAAAUCUUCUAUGUGUGUGUAGUUUCUUGUCCACCUUCUUCCCUUGUUUCAGUUGGACUUCAUCUACAGUGGCUCUGUUGCUUCCUACAUGACCACUCGAGUUCAUGAUGCGGCCAGCUUUAAGUUUACAAGAUUUGGGUCGCCCUAAAUGGCGACCCCUUGUUGGCCUGCCCUAGGAGUCCGGACAGGAAAGAAACCAGGAAGGGUAGAGCAGCCGCGCGCUCGCAGAAUGGUGGCGAUGAUGUUUGGAGAAUGAAAGAGAGACGGCAAGGCAGGCGCGCUCCAGAGUAAUAGACAACUCGACAGCGCGCGCGCAGGGGCGCGAGAAGAUUCCGGAUGCUUGAUUUUGGUUCGACCAGUCAAAACAACAAAGACUGGGGGCCAAGGAAAAUAAAAUCACAAAUAGCAAACGCUUGUCUUGCGGUUCUGUUAUUUCGCUUGGACUUCCACCAAACUGUCACGCUUGGAUGGUCUUGCUUCGACCAUCGGAUCAAAUGAAGAGAACUGCGACUCGACCAACACCCGAGUUCUCUUCAUCUUACAACCAUAACACAUUCAUUCGGGGGACCCGGGUACCUGGGCGCAGGUGCCCAUUGGGCCCGCAUUCAUCUGAGUGCGCGCAUUGGUCUGGCUUCCAGAUCGCGAGUGGCCGCAUGGAUUGGUGACGCGAGUUUCCACGAUGGCCAUCAUCUCUCGUAACGACGAAGCAGCUGCAGAACUGCUCAAAUCCGGGUACCUGGUCCCAGGGUACCGGGUCCCAGGGUGCCGGGUCCCAGGGUACCGGGUCCCAGGGUACCGGGUCCCAGGGUACCGGGUCCCAGGGUGCCGGGUUCCAGGGUUCCAGGGUACCGGGUCCCAGGGUACCGGGUCCCAGGGUGCCGGGUCCCAGGGUACCGGGUCCCAGGGUACCGGGCCCCAGGGUAUCAAUCUGGGCCCUACCUCUACCUAUUUCCCAUCGUAUUCGUUUUCGUACCUCAAUAAAGCAAACGCUGCCGAUCCAUCGUUUCGAAUCACGAGACGGAGGUGCAGCAUCCGCUUAGAGGCUCGAUUAGCCUAGAUACCACCUCUCUCGGAUCAACGUUCUCUCGUGGUUGCAUUGUCCUGCUCCUGGACGAACAGCCUAUUCUAAAUAUUCAUUCCGUCGAGCCUAUUGCAGAUCUAGACUCUAAUUCUACGACUAUGUAUGGUAGGCUGCUUCCUCGUCGUGUUUUGACAAUCGUGUUCCCGUCUUAACAAAAUACACAGCUUCCGGUUCCUGCUUCGUCUGCGGCCGCCGGCCCGCACACCGAGUACUUCGACCUGGCUUUUGAACGGCCGGUCGGCCAGCCUCCGGCUCGGCUUCCGGUGCGUGACGUUGAUGCAGCACAGUCGCAAGAUGUUGGGCAGCGGUCGGGGGCUGUUCAGGUAGAAGAAGUGAUGAUGAAGUAUGCACUUUUACAAUUUUCGUAGCGCUUUUCUUCGAUCUGAAUAUUCGCGGCGGCGCUUCCCACCUAGCUGCGCCUAUGGAUCGCAUGAUUUUUUCCCGGGCGCUAUAAAUAUAUGAGAUGACUGUUGUUCGAUAGAUUACUCAUAUGACGAUGACCAGCCAUUCAUUGUAGAAGAAAGUGUACUAAGUCUAAGUGUAACGCUUAGAAGCCGGACACUUUCUUUUUAGCGUAGUGUGUCUUCUUCAAAAGAAGACAGUGAACAAGGCGCAUGGGGGAACGAAAAAAACUGACACGAGGAGGGCGCUUUUGUUUUACUACAAAUAUCGCCCGGCGCCAUGGUAUGAGACCUUCAUUUAUAAUACUUAUCGUGCACGACAGGGUGCGUCGACCGGCGUCGACGAGGAUGACAGCGGUACCAGCUCCAGAGGUCCCGGGGACGCUGAUCGGACCGCAGUCAGUGCGUCAGCCGACACGACUGCAAAAGUGGUGAGAAAUAUAACAUUCCUUUGUUGAAACGCCUAUGCAAUCUACCUUUUUAUCGGAUUCGGACCCCAAUCCCAUGAAGCGUUUUAGUUGACUUCGUCAAUCUUGUUUAAGUACUUGUCACGUACUCGAAUAAACCACAAUCAUCUACGGCUUUGUAGACGACGUGGUUACAAAUACAUAAAUUUGCAUUCCGUAGUUCAGUAGAUUCGGCCAACUUAAUUACAGGAAUACGAGAAAGUUCAAGACGGCGAACGAACAAUUCUAGUACCACUUCACCCUGCUCUUGCCGAAGGAGGAUCGGGACUGAUUCCUGCUGGUGAAGAUCGUGCGCCGAAGCCGGUUCCUUCGCAGGUUAGACUGUGUGCCUUGUUGAUUUGCAACUUAUUGAGUUUUAUGAUAUGUUUUUCAUGCUGGUGCCAUAUUGAUAAAGUCCGUGACGCGGAUCCUUUUGUGGUCGUGUUUGGAAAAAAUGGAAUGAAGACCAAGACAACAAUAUAUGUGAGAUGAUUGUUGUAUAGAUGACCACUCAGAUGACCAGCUUGGCGGGUUUGUUUGCGGGAUUGUGAUUGCAGAUCGCGAAUGUGAUCAAUCAAAACAACAAAGACUGGGGGCCAAGGAAAAUAACUCACCAAUAGAAAGCGCUUGUCUUGCAGUUCUGUUAUUUCGCUUGGACUUCCACCAAACUGUCACGCUUCCUUGGAUGGUUUUGCUUCGAGCAACGGAUCAAAUGAAUAGAACUUCGACUCGACCAACACCCGAGUUCUCUCCAUCUUACAACCAUAACACACAGGUGGACAAGAACAAGGACGUGUGGGACAUGGAUUGGACCACGUUUGGAUCUACCAACUCGGACAAGAGCCACGAUUGAGCAGGAGCCCGCAUCACUACUUCAUCCAGGCCAGGAGAACCAACGCUCGCGUUUAUCGUGUUAAUUUUCAACGACUCACUGCAUCAUGUCGCAAGGUUUUCUCAAAAAAACAGCCUCUCAGUUUUCGCUCACUUACUUGCAGUGCAAAAUUUCACAUUUCGGCUAGGAUCUUCAUUUUGCAAUGUAGAAAAUACGUGGAAGGAACGGAACCAGAAUCUUUCUAUAAUUUUUCGACCGUCGCACCAAAAGACAAAGCUUGUUUACUGUUUGUGAAUGCAAGAACCCUACGACAACAACUCCGGCCACGCCACGGUCGUGAGAACAAGUAUCAAAGUCAAUCCAUUGCGUUUUCAUUUUAACUUAUACAGCCACAAGAAGUACGAGUACUAGCACUCGUGGCACUAAAC